AAAACUUGUUGGUGUUUCUCUGCCCCCCCCCCCGCUCCCCGCUCCUCUUUCAGGCAUUUCUCAAGAUCUCUUGAAAUUUAAAAUUGCGGUGUGAGAAAUACACACCCGGGAAAAAAAUUGCGGGGAGCCCCAUUCCCCAUUGGGAACAUCUGCCGGGGGAAAGGAAACAUUUCUGCCCCUCGAGGUGGAGAACAACCCCCCCACACACACACAAAAAGUGUUGAAAUAUGAUCACUUUUUUGUUCCUUUGGCUUUGUCUUCCUCGAGUGGAAUCCUUGACAUAUCCUGCAGUCAUAUCCCCCCAAGAUCCAACUCUGGUGAUUGGCUCUUCGCUCAUCGCCGCUUGCUCAGUGAACUCUGACUUACACCUGAAAGCAGAGGACCUGUACUGGACUCUGAAUGGCAGACGUCUCCCCCCAGAGUCCUACAAGGUCCUCAAUGGCACCACCCUCAGCGUGGCUCUAGCCAACCUGAACGGGUCCAGGCAGCAGUCAGGAGAUAACCUGGUGUGUCACAGCAGAGACGGCAGCAUCCUGGCUGGCUCCUGUCUUUAUGUGGGAUUGCCACCAGAAAAACCAGUCAACAUAACCUGCUGGUCCAAAAACAUGAAAGACCUCACCUGUAAAUGGGCCCCCGGCACGGAAGGCGAGACCUACCUGCACACCAACUACACCCUCAAAUACAAACUCAGGUGGUACGGCCGGGAUAACACGUGUCAGGAGUAUCGCACUGCAGGGCAGUACUCCUGCCACAUCCCCAAAGACCUGGCCCUCUUCACGCCCUACGAGAUCUGGGUGGAGGCCUCCAACCGGCUUGGCGUGGCUGUCUCCGAAGUCGUCAUGCUCGACAUUCUGGACGUGGUCACCACCGACCCGCCAGCGGACGUCACCGUGAGCCGAGUUGGGGACCUGGAGGACCAGCUGAGCGUUCGCUGGAGCUCCCCGCCUGCGCUGAAGGAUUUCCUGUUUCAAGCCAAGUAUCAGAUCCAGUACCGGGUGGAGGACAGUUCAGAGUGGAAGGUGGUGGACGAUGUAGGGAACCAGACAUCCUGUCGGCUGGCAGGGCUGCGGCCCGGCACCGUGUACUUCGUCCAAGUUCGGUGUAACCCCUUCGGGAUCUACGGCUCCAAAAAGGCUGGGAUCUGGAGUGAUUGGAGCAACCCCACGGCGGCCUCAACCCCUCGCAGUGAUCGGCUCCCGGGCGUGUGCGACCCCAAGAGCGGCGAGCACAACACCACGCUGCGGCGGGAGCUCAAGCAGUUCUUCGGCUGGGUGAAGAAACACGCCUACGGCUGCUCCAACCUCAGCAUCAAGCUCUAUGACCAGUGGCGCGUCUGGCUGCAGAAAUCUCACAAAACACGGAACCAGGUAGGUGCUGCCCGGCGAUAAGCUGUAGCCCCCGCCGCGCUCGGCAGUGGCAGGAGAGCAGAGGGAGCACUGGAAUGGAGCUGCAUGGCACCCGCGUGCGGCUGGACCUCACCCAGCCCUCAGGAUCGGGGGAAGGGCACGGACCCGCCCCCCCCAAUCAUUCUUCUCCAGCAGCGAUAGGAAGAAACAGACUUGGACUUCGAACGCCUCCCCCAGGCACUCCCCUCCCAGCACCCAGCCCUGCUCCUCGCCAGGGGCCCCUGGUGCAGCCUCCCUGUCACUGCUGGGUGGGGUUCCCAGCAUUGCCGAGACACCCCCGAUGGGGAGGGGCCCUCCCAGCACUGGGGGGGGGGCUAUGAGUGCCUACGAAGCACACCCCAAAGUGGGGGGGUAUCAGGCUGCUGUCAGCUGGGCCUCGGCUGCAGGUUGCUCCUGGGGCAGAAUUAAGAGGGGGGAUCAGAAGGGCCUAAUGGGCCUCGGACCAUUCACAGGCAGGGCACUGGUUGACGCCAGUCCUGGUCACUAGCAAGCUACAUCCGCUGCCAUCAGCGGCCCCUGCAUGAAAUGAGUCUGUAGGGUCUCAGCUCCGUCCCCCCGGGAGCAGCGUCCCAGCCCCCCAACCACGGUAACUGGUGCUCACCAGGCUGCACUGUUGGGAGGCUGAGCAUAGAACCAGCUCCCCUCACCCCAAGGGCACUCCCAGGCUGGACGGAGGGGCACCGCUGCUGGGUGGGAAAAACAGCGGGGCCUUUUACCUGCCAGAAAUCCCCCCCCAGGGAAAGUCCAAACAACAGGCAGGAUGCUGCACACGCAGGCCCCUGUGCAUGGCCCUGCCAGCGCACCGGGGUGCCAGGCAGUGCCACCGACUGCAUGGCACCUUUACACUGCCCUCACUGCACCAAAGGGCCCCAGCCGCCAUAAGAAUCCGGCCUGAGGUGCCUCAUGGAAACGACGGCCACCUCCCCCGCUGGGUCCCCUGGGGGCCUGAAGCCCAGCCCAGUCCUGCCCCACCCCGAGGUGUCAGGGAAACUGUCUGUCUUUGUUUUCUGGCUGCACAUUAAACACCAGAGCGCAGAGGCCUCUGCAUUUGAAGCCAGGCCCUUGGUUCUCCGAACAUUGGGCUCCAUCACCCCCAGUGCCUUCAUGGACUCGCUCAUUGCACACUCAGCGUCGCCAGCUUUAGCCAACCCCUACCUCGGUCUGCGCGGGGAGGUGCGCGCCCCUUGGUUUUAUUUAAUAAAGGAAAGAAAAC
Messenger RNA from Mauremys mutica (yellowpond turtle), 2619 nucleotides. RefSeq names its product cytokine receptor like factor 1 (gene CRLF1). The transcript is spliced from 8 exons. The record is from RefSeq and is a predicted model, not a curated record. Gene Ontology annotation, biological process: cytokine-mediated signaling pathway. Gene Ontology annotation, cellular component: external side of plasma membrane. Gene Ontology annotation, molecular function: cytokine receptor activity; protein binding. NCBI's taxonomy places the organism in Eukaryota, Metazoa, Chordata, Testudines, Geoemydidae. Bases 228 to 1388 code for a protein of 386 amino acids.